CAGGCGGCGGGCGGGAGCGCGCAGCGGACGCGGCGGCGGCGAGAGUUACAGUACUUACUUGUUGUUAGUGUCAGUCGCUCGGCAGCAUUGCCACGGUCAGCAGGAAGAGCGCGGACACGCGGCGAUGGUGGUCCCUGCGGCGGCGAGCGCGCCCCUCAGGAAAAGAAUAUUUGAAGUCCAUUUGUAAAGAAAGAAAAGGAAACAAGGACAGAACGCCUAAAUUUGGAGCCAGUUGAACCAGGUUGAUCAUUCAUAGAAGAGCUGCUAUAACAACAUAGAGAAGGUGAAAACUUAACAUAAAAGUUUUGCCAUGCACUGAAAGAAAAGCGUUGUCUGUGAAGUUCUACUUUUAAAAAUGUCUGCUUGUAAUACCUUUACUGAACACGUUUGGAAACCGGGUGAAUGCAAGAACUGCUUUAAGCCCAAAAGCUUACACCAGCUCCCCCCAGACUCUGAGAAGGCACCCACCACCCAUGGCAAUGUGAAAACAAAUGCCAAUCACAGUAACAACCACCGCAUCAGGAACACCGGAAAUUUCCGGCCUCCUGUGGCCAAAAAACCUACAAUAGCUGUGAAGCCCACUAUGAUGGUGGCAGAUGGGCAAAGUGUAUGUGGUGAGCUUAGUAUCCAAGAACACUGUGAAAACAAGCCUGUCGUCAUGGGAUGGAACCGAAACAGGACUGCCUUGAGUCAGAAACCACUUAAUAAUAAUAAUGAAAAUGAUAUUGAAGGAUUUAGCCAUGUUCCUAAGCCUUAUGACAAUAAUGAUAGUGCAAAGAAGGUAUCAAAUAAUAAUAAUGGACUAACUGAAGUGUUAAAGGAGAUAGUGGGCCUAGAUACCACUCCUCAGGUAGGAGGAAAUGAAACAAACUCCAGAGAAACCUUUUUAGGAAGAAUAAAUGAUUGCUACAAACGUUCACUGGAAAGAAAGCUCCCCCCAAGCUGUAUGAUGGGUGGAAUAAAGGACUCUCAGGGCAAGCAUGUCAUUCUGAGUGGGAGCACAGAAGUCAUUAGCAAUGAAGGAGGCCGCUUCUGCUAUCCAGAGUUCUCUAGUGGUGAGGAGAGUGAGGAAGAUACUCUUUUCAGCAACAUGGAGGGGGAGCAUGAGAGCUGGGAUGAGAGUGAUGAGGAGUUGCUGGCCAUGGAGAUCCGCAUGAGAGGGCAGCCUCGCUUUGCUAACUUCAGGGCAAAUACUUUGUCUCCUGUGCGAUUCUUUGUGGACAAAAAAUGGAAUACCAUCCCCCUCCGAAAUAAGUCACUGCAGAGAAUUUGUGCUGUGGACUAUGAUGACAGCUAUGAUGAGAUUCUGAAUGGAUACAAUGAAAAUUCUGCAGUCUCCUGUGGACAAGGAAGCACUCAGAGUAUGGUGUCCUCAGAUUCCACAUCACCUGAUUCUUCUUUAACAGAAGAAUCACAUUCUGAGACAGCCAGUAGUUUAUCCCAGAAAAUUUGUAAUACAGGGAUGUCUCCUGGUAACCCUAGAGAGUCUAAGGACACAAAAGAAAAUUAUGAAAAUUUCUCUGGUAAUAAUCAGAAGGACUUGCCACAAGCCUCCAAAAGUUCUGUAAAAGUGCCAGAGACACACAAAGCAGUUCUUGCUCUUCGAUUAGAAGAGAAGGAUGGCAAGAUUGCUGUACAAACUGAAAAACAAGAAAAUAAAGCCUCUACAGAUAUUGCUGGGCAAGCAGUUACCAUAAACCUUGUCCCUGUAGAAGAACAAGCAAAGCCCUACCGCGUUGUAAAUCUGGAACAGCCAUUGUGCAAGCCAUAUACUGUUGUGGACGUGUCAGCAGCUAUGGCCAGUGAGCACCUCGAAGGUGCUGUCAGUAGCCCGAAGAUCAAAAGCUCAUCCUCUACUCCGAACUCACCAGUAACAUCGCCUGCAUUGACACCAGGACAAAUAAGCGCCCAUGUCCCCAAAUCUAGUGCAAUCCGAUACCAGGAAGUGUGGACUUCCAGCACCAGUCCACGACAAAAGAUCCCUAAAGUGGAAUUAAUUACUGGUGGAAGUGGGCCCAAUGUUCCUCCAAGGAAAAACUGUCACAAAUCAGCACCUACUUCACCCACAGCUACCAAUAUUUCCUCCAAAACUAUCCCCGUUAAGUCACCUAAUUUGUCUGAAAUAAAAUUUAACAGUUACAACAAUGCUGGUAUGCCACCUUUUCCAAUUAUCAUUCAUGAUGAGCCAACUUAUGCUCGGAGUUCCAAAAAUGCUAUCAAAGUUCCCAUUGUUAUUAAUCCGAAUGCCUAUGACAAUCUAGCCAUCUAUAAAAGUUUUCUGGGAACAAGUGGAGAACUCUCAGUGAAGGAAAAAACCACAAGUGUAAUAAGCCAUACUUAUGAAGAAAUAGAAUCUGAAAGCCAAGUGUCUGAUACCACCACUAGCAAACCCACAGAAAGUCCCCAGGCUAAAGGGUUUUCAAACAGUGCAGAGCGCAAAAGGGGCUCAGUGGCUCAGAAGGUUCAGGAGUUUAACAGCUGUCUCAACAGAGGUCAGGCUUCCCCACAGAGAAACUACAGUUCCAGCCACAGCUCCCCAGCCAAAAUUCAGAGAACCACUCAAGAGCCUGCAUCCAAAACAGAAGGUACACAGGAGUCUCAAAUGCCAGGCAGCACUGGCAACACCAGGGAGAAGGCAAGCACUGUGCUCUCGCAGAUUGUAGCUUCGAUCCAGCCCCCCCAAUCUCCUCCAGAAACACCUCAAUCUGGCCCAAAGUCUUGCAGUGUGGAAGAGCUUUAUGCCGUUCCUCCCGAUGCGAAUGAUGUGAAGAACAUUCCUAAGAGCACAGCCGUCCGGCCGAAGUCUCUCUUUACAUCUCAGCCUGGAGGUGAGGCUGAAGCACCUCAGACCACAGAAAGUCCUGGCACCAAAGUGCAAAAAGACCUAUUUGCAAAGCCUGUUACCUCUCCUCCAUCCAAAUUAGUAACCAGCCCCCAAAGUGAGCCGCCACCUCCCUUCCCCCCACCACGGUCCACUUCCUCCCCUUACCAUGCAAGUAACCUUCUGCAGAGGCAUUUCACCAACUGGACGAAGACAACUAGCCCCACCAGAUCCACAGAAGCUGAAUCUGUUUUGCACUCUGAAGGCAGCAGGCGGGCAGCUGAGGCAAAGCCUAAACGCUGGAUAUCAUUUAAAAGCUUCUUCCGCCGUCGGAAAACAGAUGAGGAAGAUGACAAAGAGAAAGAGCGAGAGAAGGGAAAGCUGGUGGGCCUGGAUGGCACGGUCAUCCAUAUGCUGCCUCCCCCUCCAGUUCAGCGCCAUCAUUGGUUUACAGAGGCCAAAGGAGAGUCUAGUGAGAAGCCAUCGAUUGUCUUCAUGUACAGGUGUGACCCUGCCCAAGGCCAGCUCAGUGUGGAACAGAGCAAGGUCAGGGCAGAGCAAACAGCAGGCACAGAAAAGGAUAGAGCAGAGGAUGUGUCACUGCCGGACUCAGAGAAGAAAAACGCUUAUUCUUCUCCAUCACAGAUUCCUGAAAAAGUUCCCAGUCAUGUGACCCAUGAAUUGGCUGAGAAAUUUUCUGCUCGGGAUCCAAGACCUCUUACAAAGCAAGAUGGCGGGGGCUGCACUUCUGUCUCACCAGCAUUGCCAUCACCUAACCCAGAAAAAGAGGAGGAAAAAGAAGAUGCUUCAGAGCCUGUGGACCCAAACCCCUGUAGUGCAACAUACAGCAACUUAGGGCAGUCCAGAGCAGCAAUGAUCCCCCCCAAGCAUCCACGGCAGCCCAAAGGAGCUCUGGAUGAUGCCAUUGCCUUUGGAGGGAAAACAGACCAAGAAGUUCCAAGUGCUUCCCAACCCACACCACCCCCACUGCCAAAGAAAAUGAUCAUAAGAGCCAAUACAGAGCCAAUCCCCAAAGACCUCCAGAAAUCCAUGGAAAGUAGCCUUUGUGUCAUGGCUAAUCCUACCUAUGAUAUUGAUCCUAACUGGGAUGCCAGCAGUGCUGGCUCAUCCAUUAGCUGUGAGCUCAAAGGACUGGACGUUGAAUCUUAUGAUUCCUUGGAGAGACCUCUGCACAAGGAGAGACCCAUCCCUUCUGCUGCAAACAGCAUCUCCAGUUUAACCACUCUCAGUAUUAAGGACAGGUUUUCUAAUAGCAUGGAAUCUCUAACAAGCCGACGUGGUCCCUCUUGCAGACAGGGCCGAAGCAUUCAGAAGCCACAGAGACAAGCACUUUAUCGAGGACUUGAAAAUCGGGAGGAAGUGGUGGGUAAAAUCCGAAGCCUUCACACAGAUGCCUUGAAGAAACUGGCUGUGAAAUGUGAAGACCUCUUCAUGGCUGGACAGAAAGACCAGCUCCGCUUUGGGGUCGACAGCUGGUCAGACUUUAGGCUAACCAGUGACAAACCAUGUUGUGAAGCAGGUGAUGCAGUUUACUAUACUGCUUCUUAUGCAAAAGAUCCACUUAAUAACUAUGCAGUCAAGAUCUGUAAGAGCAAAGCUAAAGAAUCGCAGCAGUAUUAUCACAGCUUGGCUGUUCGGCAGAGUCUGGCUGUCCACUUCAACAUCCAGCAGGACUGUGGUCAUUUCCUUGCCGAAGUUCCUAACCGUCUACUUCCCUGGGAGGAUCCUGAUGCCCCUGAAAAGGCAGAGGAUGAGAUGGAAGAGAGGGCAGAAGAGGUUAAAGGAGAAACUGUUGGGGGGAAAUCAGAGCCCUGUUGUGAAACUGAGUCAUCGCAGAAGGACAGCCAGGGCGUCUCGAACAGGAAGCAGAGAAGCCACGUUGUAGUGAUCACCAGAGAAGUUCCCCAUCUCACGGUGGCCGACUUUGUGCGAGACUCUCUGACCCAGCACAGCAAAAGCCCCGAUGUGUAUGAGAGACAGGUGUGUCUGCUGCUCUUACAACUGUGCUCCGGCCUCGAGCACCUCAAGCCCUACCAUGUCACACACUGCGAUCUCCGCCUAGAGAAUCUGCUGCUUGUCCACCACCAGCCUGGAGGAGCUACCCAGGGCCUCGGGCCUUCAGAGCCCAGCCCCAUCUCCUCUUGUCCCACAAGGCUUAUUGUGAGCAACUUCUCUCAGGCCAAGCAGAAGAGCCAUCUGGUGGACCCAGAGAUCCUGCGAGACCAGUCCCGCCUUGCCCCAGAGAUCAUAACUGCCACUCAGUAUAAAAAGUGUGACGAGUUCCAGACAGGCAUCCUCAUCUAUGAGAUGCUGCACCUACCCAACCCCUUCGAUGAGAACCCUGAGCUGAAGGAGAGGGAGUACACGCGCACAGACCUGCCUCACAUUCCUCUCCGCUCCCCCUACUCCCGGGGCCUGCAACAGCUGGCCAGCUGCCUCCUGAACCCCAACCCUUCUGAGCGCAUCCUCAUCUCCGACGCCAGAGGCAUCCUCCAGUGUCUGCUGUGGGGGCCCCGUGAAGACCUCUUCCAGACCUUUGCCGCAUCUCCAAGCCUGGCGCAGAGGAAUGCCCUGCUGCAGAACUGGCUGGACAUUAAGAGAACCCUGCUGAUGAUCAAAUUUGCUGAGAAGUCUCUGGACAGGGAGGGUGGCAUCAGCCUCGAGGACUGGCUUUGUGCUCAGUACCUGGCUUUUGUCACCACAGACUCCCUUGGCUGUAUUGUGAAGAUCUUGCAACCCCGUUAAUGUAACCAGGAUGCUGCUUGUGUCACAUCCCCUCUUCAUCGUCACCCCACACUUCGCUGUCCUGGUCUUCACCCAGAACCCCCAGGGUAGAGAGAGCCCUUCCACCCCUGUCCAUGAACAAAUGGGUACAUUCAGGAGCUCACUCACCGCUCCAGAUCAAGUAAGAAGCUCUCUUAACUACAGCAGUGCAGCUGCACAAAUACGCUGGAGCACCUUCCAUCCUCAGUCCCUUCCAUGCAGCAAAAACUGCAGCUGCAUCUCCUUGAAGGGUCUGCUCCUGUGGUCUGAGUUCAGUGAGCUAUGUUCAGUUCCCGCGUAAUUCUGAUGAGCACCUGUCUUUUAGCAGCAAGUAUUUAUUCUCAUUAUCAAUAGCCAGAUAAGCCAGCUUCUGCCAGCGUCCAGUCACCUCUUAAACAGCCUCCUCCUUCCUUUAAGUUGUCAGUAAUAGAAUCUCUACCAGGCAGACAUGUCAUUCUUAGCAUCAGCUCAGCUUUGUUUGCCAGGACUGUGUCCUUUGUUUCUACAGGCAGCAGAAAGAAAAAGAGAUUCCUGCUCCUUGGGUCAGAGACCUGUUUUUAUUUCUAUUACCAGUAAGUGUGUGCACUGCACGGAGAAUGGCCUUAAUAGCCUCCCCCUUGCUGCCACUGCCUGGUGCUUCACCUCUACUCUGUCCCCACUUGUGGCCCAUUACAGAGCUGACCCUUCGUGGUGUUGCUGGUGCCCCAGAAGGGUACAGCGAGUUGAGAGCUUAUGAAUAUCUGGCAGGGCAUGAGGAGAUGAUUUUCUUGCAUGUGCAAUUCACUAGGGCCCACCAGGGAACAGAACUUGAAACACCAUUUUUUGAUUGCUGUCAGAGCUGUCAGUAUUGAGCGCCAAGGUCAGCAGAGCCUGGAUCCAAGUUCUCCCCUGAGCAGUGAUUGGCCAGCUUCCUCCUAUCAGUAGCCGGGGUUAGCUGGUUGACCAAAUGCUGUAGAUACAGCCCUGAAUGAAGUGGCAUCCAUUUAUCUCUGAGGUCUCCUUAGAUGGCAGUGUGAGAGGCUGACUACUGCAAUGACCAGAAGGCAAAGGACAGGGAGAUGGCCACAGAUGAGACAGCUGGCCUCCUCCAGAGAGCCUGCCAUGGCCUGCGUGGCACAUUGCUCCCGAGACUCAAGGGGCUCCAGAGGACAGCUCGCAGGAAGGCAGAUAGCUGAGGGCUGACUGAGAGCUACUCGCCACAGAGCCACGCUCCUCUGCAGUGGAUGUAUGUGCAAUUUCUGUUUGUAUUUUUUAGCUGUAUAUUACAGUGUUUAUGUUGCAACUUCACCUGAAGCAAGAUCUGCAGAAACCCUCCCUCUUCCCUGCACACCAAGCCGAAUAUUCCUUCCCCUGUGCGUGCAUGUGCCCGCUUGUUUAUUCAAAACUGUGAGUUUACGUCAGCUUUGAGUCCCAGGAGUCAUUCGCAUGGUGUGUGUGUGCACACAUGCUAGGGCAGAGGCCAGGCCUCGAGAGCAGCCUGUGGCAGGGCUGACAGACCUGUGCUCUGCACUGUCAGUGAGUGAGCCUGUGGCCCCAGCUGCCUGUGUGAUUUAUAAAAGCCGAGAUGGACUGUGCAGUAUUACUUAGAUGGCACAUUAGUGGCCUUGGACAUUUCUAAACUUUUAAUAUUUUUAACAGCCUUUCAUGUGAUUCACCUGUAUCAAAGAGGAUCAAGAAAGGAGAAGAAUGUAUUUUAUUGUGCUUUUUAUGUUGUUUUUAAGAGAAUGACAUUUGCAAGGCUCUACCUGUAAGAGGCCCUUGUCCUCUAGGACUUCUGGGAAGGCAGGCUGGCUGGCUGGUCCCAGAGUCUUGCCUUCUCUGUGCAGAGGGCAAGCUCAGCCUCUGUACUGUGGCUUGGCCGCCUUGCCGGUGGGUGAUAUUUGGUUUAGCACGCAGAGCCAUGCACACCUAACUCCUUGCCUGAUUAUGCACUGAGCUGGCCGUCCACAGACCAUUGCCCACGUCAGCAACAACCCCCCCCCAGUGGUUUGCAAAUUGAGACAUACCUUCUCAAUGUCGUUCUCGCGGUGCCUUGCCCAAGUAAAUUUGAAUGUUGACUAUUUAAUGAGGUUACAUAUUUAAUGCAGAAUGUUCCCCGGUCCUUCUGUUCUGUCCCAAGGUAUCUUUGUUUUUUCCAUUUUCCCUGCUAUGACUUGGAUACAGUCUUUACAGUAGAACAGGAUGGGCACCUCCACUACCAUGGUCUGACAGCACUGGGAAAUAGCACCUCCUUGUACCACAUGUGUCUAUUACUGUUUUUAUGUCCACAUUUGUGAAGGGCCAAGGAUGCAUGCCUAGGAGUCAAGAAGGGCCUCCAGCCCCUCAGACAAUGGCCAAGGAGCGGGAGGGGGAACACAACAGGUUAGAGCAGAGAGAGAAAAACUCUUUCUAGGCAAGACACACAUCGGAUGGUCCUCACAAUCGUCUUCCAAAGUAAUGAAAUUCAGUCUAACAUUAUUAUGAAUAUUUUAUACUUCAAUUUUAAUUUUGAUAGAAACUUGGAAUUCAUUUAUCAACUGGAAAUUCUACCCUCUGUAGACAUAGUUACACACACAUUUUUUAUACAUAUGUAUGUAUAUGAGUUUUGGAUUGCAAAUAGCAUAGCACUUUUUCUCAAGUAACAUCAAGUUACUGUCCUCAAUACUGAUUGGAAAUGUGGUGGGGUUUUUCCCGUCAGAGUCUAUACUAUUGAUUCUUUCAUUUCUGUUGAGCAUUCGAACAAUUAAGCCCUUACUGAGCUUCUCCUUAAGCCACACAAGCAUGAACAAUCUGACACGUUUGGGUCCUGGGGAACAGGACGGAGACUGGAGCAGCUGGGGUCAGGCGUGAAUGUAUCACAGAGUGCCUUGUUGGAGUGCAGCGUGGUCCUGGCAGGAUGAGUGGGGUCGUAGAGGACAGGGCGCAGAGAGCCCGCUAGAGCACAUACAGCAGUGAGCCGUGCCGAAGCGAGGCACAAACAGCGGGAUGGGAAAGGCAGUGAGAACCUGUAGAGCAGCGGUGUGAGAACCGUGAGUGGGACCAUCGGACUGAGACCGCUAGCAGCGGAAGCCAGGAGCCUGGCGAUGCCUUUCAGGACGCACCCUCAGAGGGCAAACUGGGUGAGGGACACGAGGGGCACAGCACCCACACCACCUAAUUACUGUGGGGCUCGAGUGAAGCACAUGAGGGGUUAGUGCCGGGCAGGCAGAGGCCAGGUCUGCUUCCAGACUCAGAGUACACCUGUGCGCAGGUAAAGCUCUAAGCCAGGAAACCUGCACCUCUAGAGAUACACGGGACAGUUCUGGAAGUACAGCUACCUAUAAUUGUAUUUCAAAGUUUCUAAUAUUAUAAAAUUUCCAUGCAAGAUCUUUUGGCCCUGGAAGUAGCACAACAUGAAAGGAUUGUGUCCAGCUUCUGGCAUUGGAGUUGUGAACACCCUGGCACUGGGAAGUCACCUAACAUUUGGUUUUGCCUGAAACCUGCAGUUAGCAUUUUCCCCAUAAUUUUACUAGAAACUGUGUUUCUAGUAAAGUGAUUCCUGAGCUAGAAGUGGUCAGGAAAUGCAUUCCGGCCCCACAAGCUGGGUGGAUGCAGGGCUCUGCACUCAUGUGUUGUAGAUGAUGGCAGCUGCGUGAAAUGUGAGCACCUUGGGGACCAGGCUCCCUGGCUGUGCUUCCCACGCCCCUUGCCAGCAGAGUACGCUGAGGCUGUGCCCUUGCUGAUGUGUGCCCUGGAGCCAGCUGUCCGUGCUUGCGGCAGCACUGCCACCGGGGGCACAGCAGGAAGCCAGAAAAGCCAUGGUGCUAGACGCUGGCCGGAGAUGAUACCAAAGAAAUCAGCCCUUUUGUCCUGCUGCUUCUCAGCUAGUGAGGCUGUGUGACAGACCCCAGGGAGGGAAAUUCAUACACAUUCCGGAUCAGCUGUUCAGCUGGUAAAAUAAGUUCAUCCUCCAAAAAGCACCUAGUUAAAAAGUUCAUUUUGUAUAUUAGGAGAGGAAGAAAGAAUGAUGAUGAUGAUGAUGAGGAGGAGGAGGAGGAGGAGGAAGCCUGGGGCAGAUAGUGACAUCCCUGGUGUCUGAGGAGGAACUCCCCACCGCACUGUAGCGUGACAGUGGC
This is a messenger RNA of Octodon degus (degu), 9699 nucleotides long. It is a transcript of the gene Peak1, whose product is annotated as pseudopodium enriched atypical kinase 1. Gene Ontology annotation, molecular function: ATP binding; protein kinase activity. Bases 356 to 5587 code for a protein of 1743 amino acids. NCBI's taxonomy places the organism in Eukaryota, Metazoa, Chordata, Mammalia, Rodentia, Octodontidae. Gene Ontology annotation, biological process: protein phosphorylation. Gene Ontology annotation, cellular component: focal adhesion; actin cytoskeleton. The record is from RefSeq and is a predicted model, not a curated record. The transcript has 6 exons.